Molecule: messenger RNA, 659 nt
Organism: Polyodon spathula (Mississippi paddlefish)
Lineage: Eukaryota; Metazoa; Chordata; Actinopteri; Acipenseriformes; Polyodontidae
Product: musculoskeletal embryonic nuclear protein 1-like
Exons: 3
Coding region: 140-382 (80 amino acids)
Biological process (GO): chondrocyte proliferation; tissue regeneration; chondrocyte differentiation
Cellular component (GO): nucleus
Source: RefSeq, a predicted model, not a curated record
GGGGACAACACUGGCAGCUGGAGUGAGGAGAUGACCAAUCCCAUUGCCUUGCUUUAAAAACGGUUCCGAGAGGGGGAACCUCACAACACAGGGAGUUAGGAAUUCUCACACCGGCUCCCAGCGGCUCCUUUCACAAGCCAUGUCUCAGCCCACGGAAGUGAAGAAGAAGAAGCGCCCUGCAGUGAAGGAGGAAGACCUGAAGGGGGCGCGGAAUAAACUGGGCUUGAAGGGAGAGGUCAAAUCCAAAACCUACGCAGUGAUGCAGGAGUGCGAGCAAGCCGGCAUUGCGGCCCCGUCUGUGUUCAGCCACGCCCGAACCGGGACAGAGACUGUGUUCGACAAGCCCAAGGAAGAGCCGCCCAAGAGCGUCUUCGGGAAAUAGAGACCCCUGCUUCUUCACAGUGACGGGCUGAGGGGAGAAGUCGUGGUUGUGAAACAAGCCAGCGUCCCAGGUGGGAAUGUGUUCAGCUUACACAGCAGCGUGUAGAGAGCUGCAUCAGAGGGGAACAAGGGCUUUUCUAUGGGUGUUAUAUACAGUAUAAAUAUAAUCAAUUAUCAGCAGGAGAACCCAUUUGAUGGCGUUUCAGUAAAGUUACUUUCUUACUGUUUUAUUGAGAUCUGUUCUGUUUUCACAAAAUAAAUCUUGCUUUUUUAAAAAA